UUUUAAAUCAGUGUUCAUCACAACUUUCAGUUAAAUCUACUAGAUUACUAUCUCUACCUAGAUCUAGAGUCUACUAUCUGGAUCUACCGAUCAUACCGACUAGAUCUAGAUUUAGAUCUGUAUAUCUAGACUCAUAGUAAUAGAAACAUUAUAACAUAGAUCAGACUAGAGCAGUGGUUCCCAAACUUUUUUGUCUCGUAGACCCCUUGCCACGUUUUCUGAUUUUCGGUAGACCCCCUGCUUAACUUAUAUUGCAUUUUUGUACAUUCAUAAACUAAUUUUUAAAACUAAUUUCUAACUGCAGUGUACAAAUUAAUUAAUUUGCCUUAUGUACUAUUGUACAAGUUUUCGCAAAAAGUUUCUCGAGUAUUUCUUGAGCUUUCACAUUUGGCUCAAAUAUUGGUUCUGCGGAGCUGUUUUCACUAACAGGAGAAGAGGCAAAGACCCCUUGAAAGUCUUCGUAGACCCCUGGGGGUCUAUAUAGACCACUUUGGGAAUCACUGGACUAGAGUAUCAGUAGUCCUUGUCCUUGAUCAGACGAUCUCGUUCAAAGUUCAAUCAAAAUCAAGUCCUGGCUGAUGACUCAUUGACUGAUGUGAAGUGACAAUGAAGUCGAAGUGAUUCUGAAUCUGAUUCAUUUUCAAGUUCGAAGAUGCGAACUUAUCAGGAAGUCUCACACAUAGUUGUGCAGCUGCUCAGUUUGGAUGAAAUCAAUGAAUUCCUGCACAAUGUUUUUGAUGAGAUUAGUUUGGUCAAACAAAAAGGUGUACUGUGGGUUGAAGAAAAAGAAACAUCCACUUUCACUGAACUCAAAGAAUAUAUUACAGAUAAGACUUCAGAAAUUCUACAGCGCUGUAUUUCCGUGGCAAGUACUCUCAUUGAAAAGUUAGAUGAUACUGCCUCAGCUUCCAAUCAAGUUGAUCAAAAUGACAGAGAUGUAAAACCUGUAGUCUCUAACUUCUCAACUUUUGUCCCUAAAGAGAAUCAGAGAUUGGUAGGAAAAAUUAAUGAAAAUUGUAACACUUUGCAAGGUAAAAAAUUAGAGAAACUGCAGCAAAAAGUCAAAGAUCAACAACUAAUUAAUAAAAUGCUGGAAGAGAAAACAGAUACAUUUAUACAUAAUCAUGAAAAAGAAAACCAGUUAAAAUUGAAGGAAUUACAGGAAAACUUGGAUGAAAAGCUUGUCAAGUUUAAAGAAGAAAUCGUGACUGAACUGCACUCUGCUAGUAUCUUUAUGACACAGUUACAAACUGAAUGGAAGACUUUGUUGAAGGAGCAAAAAGAGAACAAUGAAGGGAACUUAUCUCAAGACAUAAAGGCAGAAGUCAAUGACAAAAUAGAAAAAUUGACACAAGAACAGAAAAACUUGAGUAACACUUUGGACGACAUUAUAGAGACUCACGAUCGUCUUGAAUUUGAAAAAGAACAAUUUAAAAAGGACCUGAGUGAUUAUAAGAAAAAAACAGAUGAUCUAGCCAAGAAUGUUGACAAUAUUGAUACUAUUGAAAAAGAGCUCAAAGAAAUAAAAGCCAGUCAGACACAAGUCUUAAGCGACUUAAAAAAUGCACAAAGAGAUAUUGUCAGAUUAAAUGAAAAUUCAGGUUAUCAUGAGCAACAAAUCCCAGAAAGAGAAGAAGUUGACCUACUUAAAUAUUUCAGGGACUGUACGAAGAAUCCAGGUCAUUCACAAUUGAUACCAGUUGAUUCUUUCAGUUAUACUCAUCUACCUGAAGGUUACAAUGACAGAGAUGUUUAUGACCCUUAUCAACACUACAGCCAGUCUGACAGUCAGAAUCAGCGUCACCAUGACCAGUCCACGCAGACCAGACGUGUCGCCAAAUACUAAGGUUCCAUAUUUUUCAUACAAUAUGAGAGGAAGUCAACAUUUAAGAAUAGGAAGUGGAAUAGUGACAGAAGUGAAACAAGCCAACUAUAACUCCUGUCCUUGUGACAAAUGUCAACAUUCAAACACACCAAGCAAAGAUUGGUGGAG
Messenger RNA from Biomphalaria glabrata, 1993 nucleotides. RefSeq lists its product as uncharacterized. The record is from RefSeq and is a predicted model, not a curated record. The transcript is spliced from 11 exons. Bases 653 to 1846 code for a protein of 397 amino acids. Lineage: Eukaryota; Metazoa; Mollusca; Gastropoda; Planorbidae.